Messenger RNA from Doryrhamphus excisus (bluestripe pipefish), 1635 nucleotides. It is a transcript of the gene saga, whose product is annotated as S-antigen; retina and pineal gland (arrestin) a. Gene Ontology annotation, molecular function: G protein-coupled receptor binding. NCBI's taxonomy places the organism in Eukaryota, Metazoa, Chordata, Actinopteri, Syngnathiformes, Syngnathidae. Gene Ontology annotation, cellular component: photoreceptor inner segment; photoreceptor outer segment. The record is from RefSeq and is a predicted model, not a curated record. Gene Ontology annotation, biological process: G protein-coupled receptor internalization; signal transduction.
GCUGCGUCAUACCAUUGGCUGUCGAGAAGGAGAGAGAUGUUGAUCGACAGCAGGAUUUAUCCAUAUAGAGCCAACACUCACAUUCAGCAUCACCAACAUUUGUGCUUGUGCUCUUGCUACAUCAUUAUCUUCGUGUUUGUACGUCCAGACGCCACCUGAGCAGAGCAACAUGAGCCCCAAGAAUGUGGUCUUCAAGAAGAUCUGCAAGGACAAAUCAGUGGGAGUCUACAUGGGGAAACGAGACUUUGUGGACCAUGUGGACUUUGUGGACCCAGUAGAUGGUGUCGUGCUCAUUGACCUCGAGGCACUGCAGGGGAGGAAAGUGUUCGUCACUCUGUCCUGCACCUUCCGCUAUGGCCGUGACGACAUGGACGUGAUGGGCAUUGCGUUUCGCAGGGAGCUGUACCUGUCUACCCGCCAGGUAUACCCUCCCCUGCAAGACCGAGAACAGGGCAUCCAUACCAGGACUCAAGCCAAGCUGCUGCGUAAGCUGGGAGACGAUGCCUACCCAUUCUUCUUUGAGUUCCCCGACAACCUGCCAUGCUCGGUGGCGCUCCAGCCAGCACAGCAUGACGUUGGCAAGCAAUGUGCCGUGGAGUUUGAGGUCAAAGCGUUCAGCGCCGAGAGCCAGGAUGCCAAAGUACACAAACGGAGCUCCGUGAAGCUGAUGAUCAGGAAGGUGCAGUACAGUCCAGAAAACGAAGGGGUGGCGCCGUCUAUGGAAAUCACACGUGACUUUGUCAUGUCAGACAAGCCGCUGAAUGUGAGGGCCAGCCUGGACAAAGAGAUUUAUUACCAUGGCGAGACCAUCAGAGUGCACGUUGACAUCACCAACAGCUCCAGCAAGAACGUUAAGAACGUAGUCCUCUCUGUGGAUCAGGUGUCCACGGUGGUGUUGUAUUCCAACGACAGCUACGUCAAAUGUGUUGCCAUCGAUGAAUCUGGGGACACCGUGUCUGCGGGAGGGACACUCCAAAAGGACUACAAGCUCCUUCCCCUGUUGGCCAACAACAGAGAGAGGCGAGGCAUAGCACUGGACGGAAAACUCAAGCACGAAGACACCAACUUGGCGUCAUCCAGCAUCAUCAAGCAGGGCGUCCUGAAAGAAGUCCUGGGAAUUAUGGUGUCCUACAGAGUCAUGGUCAAGCUCAUCAUUGGAGGCGUGAUGGGAUCAAGUGAGGUGGAACUGGAGCUUCCUUUCAAACUCAUGCACCCAAAACCCGACACAGUCAAAGAGAGUGAGAUGGAGGACGAAAUGGUGUUCCAGGAGUUCAAGCGGUCUUACCUGAAAGGAAUGGUCGCUGACGACGACGAGGAGGAAGCCAAUGUGUCGGGCGGCGACGACAUGGCGCCGAAAGAGAAGUAACAGCUAGCUAUCAAGCUAACACUGCUGGCCGGUUUGCUCAACAUUCAAUUGUAGUUGUAGGUAAUAAGUCUUUAUGUAACCAUGGUAGAUGCUAAUUAGCACCUGGCAGUAAUGAAAGUGGCUUCUUUACCAAUGACAAUAAAUCACACCAAAGACUGUUAGCAGCAGCUGCUGCUGUUAAUGAACGUGUAAUAGGUAUUUUAGUGCAGUGUUUCAUAUUUUAAAUGAGAGAAAAAAGCAUAUAAAUGAAUAAAGUAUUUCUUCAACAC